This is a messenger RNA of Balaenoptera acutorostrata (minke whale), 11830 nucleotides long. RefSeq names its product neuronal cell adhesion molecule (gene NRCAM). Gene Ontology annotation, biological process: brain development; cell-cell adhesion. The transcript has 31 exons. NCBI's taxonomy places the organism in Eukaryota, Metazoa, Chordata, Mammalia, Artiodactyla, Balaenopteridae. Gene Ontology annotation, molecular function: cell-cell adhesion mediator activity. The record is from RefSeq and is a predicted model, not a curated record. Bases 455 to 4102 code for a protein of 1215 amino acids.
CGCGCCGCAGUCGGAGCGUGAGCCGCGCGGGCGCAGGGGACGGCGCGGGGCUGCUGGUGGCCACAGCUUCGUCGGGGACGGACUGCACCGGUGCUCGGGGUCGCGGGCAGCCGCGCGUGGGCCGAGCGGUGGGCGCGGCGUAAGAACAAAUCUUUGUGAUAUUCCACACCUGUGUGCUGAAGACUUACCAAAGCUGCUGUCAGGAAUUGGCAUCCUGGGAAAAGGACAGCUUCCAAAAUCAGGGAAACUUUCAGGAGAUUCCUGGCCCAGUGGAUCUUCUGAAGAGCAAUGCCAAGACUUUUGGUUUAAAGAAGUCAAAGGAAGAACAAUCUCUUCAGAUAAGAAGAUCUUCUUCAAAGUUUCCUGCAUGAGACUUAUUUAAACGUUGCACACACAGCUUUUGUGAAAGAAGAAAAGGAAAUUCAGCUUGUGGGGCUCAGCGGGAGUUCAGCUAAUGCAGCUUAAAAUAAUGAUGCCGAAAAAGAAGCACUUAUCUGCAGGCAGAGCACCCCUGAUACUCUUCCUGUGCCAGAUGAUUAGUGCACUGGAAGUCCCUCUUGAUCCAAAACUUCUUGAAGACUUGGUACAACCUCCAACCAUUACUCAACAGUCUCCAAAAGAUUACAUUAUUGACCCACGGGAGAAUAUUGUAAUCCAGUGUGAGGCCAAAGGGAAACCUCCUCCAAGUUUCUCCUGGACCCGAAAUGGGACUCAUUUCGACAUAGAUAAAGACCCUCUUGUCACCAUGAAGUCUGGCUCGGGAACCCUCACAGUCAACAUCAUGAGCGAGGGGAAAGCGGAGACGUAUGAAGGAGUUUAUCAGUGUACAGCCAGGAACGAACGCGGGGCUGCAAUUUCUAAUAACAUUGUCAUCCGUCCAUCCAGGUCACCAUUGUGGACCAAAGAAAAACUUGAACGAAUAACACUUAGAAAUGGCCAGUCUUUGGUACUUCCCUGCAGACCCCCAGUUGGGUUACCACCACCUAUAAUAUUCUGGAUGGAUAAUUCCUUUCAAAGACUUCCACAAAGUGAGAGAGUUUCCCAGGGUCUGAAUGGAGACCUUUAUUUUUCCAAUGUGCUCCCAGAGGAUACCCGGGAAGACUACAUCUGUUAUGCCCGAUUUAAUCACACUCAAACCAUACAGCAGAAGCAACCUAUUUCUGUGAAGGUGAUUUCAGUGGAUGAAUUGAAUGACACUAUAGCUGCUAAUUUGAGUGACACUGAGUUUUAUGGUGCUAAAUCACAUAGAGAGAGGCCACCAACAUUUUUAACUCCAGAAGGCAAUGCAAGUCGCAAAGAGGAAUUACGAGGAAAUGUCCUUUCACUUGAGUGCAUUGCAGAAGGGCUGCCUACCCCAAUUAUUUACUGGAUAAAAGAAGACGGAACACUCCCCAUCAACCGGACAUUUUAUAGGAACUUUAAGAAAACUCUGCAGAUUGUUCAGGUUACAGAAGCAGACUCUGGGAAUUACCAGUGUAUAGCCAAAAAUGCACUAGGAGCCAUCCAUCAUAUCAUUUCUGUCACAGUUAAAGCGUCUCCAUACUGGAUCAUAGCACCUCAAAAUCUUGUGCUGUCCCCAGGAGAGGAUGGAACCCUGAUCUGCAGAGCGAAUGGCAACCCCAAACCCAGAAUUAGCUGGUUAUUGAAUGGAGUCCUGAUAGAAAUUGCCCCUGAUGACCCCAGCAGAAAAAUAGAUGGCGAUACCAUUAUUUUUUCAAACGUUCAAGAAAGAUCAAGUGCGGUGUAUCAGUGUAAUGCCUCUAACGAAUAUGGAUAUUUACUGGCAAAUGCAUUUGUAAAUGUCCUGGCUGAGCCACCACGAAUCUUUACGUCUGCAGACACACUCUAUCAAGUCAUUGCAAACAGGCCUGCUUUACUAGACUGUGCCUUCUUUGGGUCUCCUCUACCUACCAUCGAGUGGUUUAAAGGUGCUAAAGGGAGUGCUCUUCGUGAAGAUAUCUAUGUUUUACAUGAAAAUGGAACUUUGGAAAUUCCUGUGGCCCAGAAGGAUAGUACAGGAACUUAUACAUGUGUUGCAAGGAAUAAGUUAGGAAUGGCGAAGAAUGACAUUCACUUAGAGAUCAAAGAUCCAACGAGGAUCAUUAAACAGCCUGAAUAUGCAGUGGUGCAAAGAGGGAGCACGGUGUCCUUUGAAUGCAUAGUGAAACACGAUCACACUUUAAUCCCCACCGUCACGUGGCUGAAGGACCAUGGGGAGCUGCCCAGUGACGGAAGGUUCACUGUUGACAAGGACCAUUUGGUGGUCGCUGAUGUCAGUGAUGAUGAUGGUGGGACCUACACAUGUGUGGCCAACACAACUCUGGACAGCGUUUCGGCCAGUGCUGUGCUCAGCGUUGUCGCUCCUACUCCAACUCCAGCUCCCAUUUACGAUGUCCCAAAUCCUCCCUUUGAUUUAGAAUUGACGGAUCAACUAGACAGGAGUGUUCAACUGUCAUGGACCCCAGGCGAUGACAACAAUAGCCCUAUUACAAAAUUCAUCAUCGAAUAUGAAGAUGCAAUGCAUGAGCCGGGGCUGUGGCAUCACCAAACUGAAGUCCCUGGAGCUCAGACCACAGCCCAGCUGAAGUUGUCGCCCUAUGUCAACUAUUCCUUCCGAGUGAUGGCAGUAAACAGCCUGGGGAGGAGCUUGCCCAGCGAGGCAUCUGAGCAGUAUUUGACUAAAGCUGCAGAACCAGAUAAAAAUCCCACGGCUGUGGAAGGGCUGGGAUCAGAGCCGGAUAAUUUGGUGAUUACGUGGAAGCCCUUGAAUGGUUUCGAAUCUAAUGGACCAGGCCUUCAGUACAAAGUUAGCUGGCGCCAGAAGGAUGGUGAUGAUGAAUGGACGUCUAUGGUUGUGGCAGAUGUAUCCAAAUACAUUGUCUCGGGCACCCCGACCUUUGUCCCAUACCUGAUCAAAGUUCAGGCCCUGAACGACGCGGGCUUUGCUCCAGAGCCAGCUGUGGUCCUGGGACAUUCUGGAGAAGACCUCCCAAUGGUGGCUCCCGGGAAUGUGCACGUAAACGUGGUAAACAGCACCUUAGCCGAGGUGCACUGGGACCCGGUACCUCUGAAAAGUAUCCGAGGACACCUGCAGGGCUAUCGGAUUUACUACUGGAAGGCACAGAGUUCAUCAACAAGAAACAGACGCCACAUUGAGAAAAAGAUCCUCACUUUCCAGGGCAGCAAGACUCGUGGCAUGUUGCCCGGGCUGGAGCCCUUUAGCCACUACGCACUGAACGUCCGCGUGGUCAAUGGGAAAGGGGAGGGCCCAGCCAGCCCCGACAGGGUCUUCAAUACCCCAGAAGGAGUCCCCAGCGCUCCAUCCUCUUUGAAGAUUGUUAAUCCAACGCUAGAUUCUCUCACUUUGGAAUGGGAGCCACCAAGCCACCCGAAUGGCAUUUUGACAGAGUACACCUUAAAAUAUCAGCCAAUUAACAGCACCCAUGAAUUAGGCCCUCUGGUAGAUUUGAAAAUUCCUGCCAACAAGACCCGCUGGACUUUAAAAAAUUUAAAUUUCAGCACUCGGUAUAAAUUUUAUUUCUAUGCACAAACAGUAGCAGGAUCAGGAAGUCAAAUAACAGAGGAAGCGAUAACAACUAUGGAUGAAGGUAAGACGGCUGGUAUUCUCCCACCUGAUGUAGGUGCAGGCAAAGCGAUGGCAAGCCGGCAGGUGGAUAUAGCGACUCAGGGCUGGUUCAUUGGUCUAAUGUGUGCUGUCGCUCUCCUGAUCUUAAUUUUGCUGAUUGUUUGCUUCAUCAGAAGAAACAAAGGUGGUAAAUAUCCAGUUAAAGAAAAGGAAGAUGCCCACGCGGAUCCUGAAAUCCAACCUAUGAAGGAAGAUGACGGCACUUUUGGAGAAUACAGUGAUGCAGAAGACCACAAGCCUUUAAAAAAAGGCAGUCGAACACCUUCAGACAGGACUGUGAAAAAGGAAGAUAGUGAUGACAGCCUAGUUGACUAUGGAGAGGGGGUGAAUGGCCAGUUCAAUGAGGACGGCUCCUUUAUUGGACAGUACAGUGGUAAGAAAGAGAAAGAACCAGCUGAAGGAAACGAAAGCUCAGAGGCACCGUCUCCGGUCAACGCCAUGAAUUCCUUUGUUUAAUCUGUGAGCUCUUUGCCAAUAUCCCACUUUUCUCGAAUGUUUAUCUUAAGUAUUUGUCUGUCCACCUUCUCAUACUCUGAACAUUGAGGCAGAAAGUCUGUGUUCUGCUGUGUGUUCAUAUGAUGAGAACCAUCAAAGCAAGAACCUAACUCAGUCAAAUGAUAUCUUAAUGUGAACUGCAGUGCAAAGUGCAUACUUUUUCAUUCAACAUAGGUUAUCUUGAUUUCCUAAGAACUGAUAAAAAAAUAACACAGUGUCAUCAACAGAUCAUGUUCUUCCCUCUUUGGGAUACAGUUCACUAGGAUGCAUGAAAAAUGCUACACCUUUAAAGAAUAUACCUGUGUAUGUUAUUCAAACAUGGGUUGGUACUUUGUUUAUACUCUCCUCCGCUGAACCCCUAAAUAUGAAUUCCGUUUUCAUUGUCAAGAGUGUUACUGUAGUAUUCUCUAGAACUUCAAUGUCUUUGUGGGCAUUGUCGUGAAAUUGGUGACUCUAUGUCUAGCUGUCGUUAGUCUUUUUGGGAGACUGUUAGGAACAGUGUGUACAGUCCCUACUUGCUGAAUGAGUUAAUUAUGACAGGUGCGUUUGCUGAUGCUUACUGACACUCUCUUACCUGCUCUUUGCCCCUCUUACUCCAUAGACUUCUUAGUCGUCCAGGUAUUACAGCGGUACAGUGUUCUACCUUUGACAUCCUCUCUCCUUUCAGUGCUUUUUAGGCAUAAACAAUGCGUAUUGCAAUGCAUCUUGGCAUUUGUGGCAGACCGAGAGAAUACCAAACAGAUCACUCCAAUUCAGUGUCAAAAAUUAUUCCAGAAAGCACAGGGCAAGACACAUGCAGUGCCUUCAGACGAUAAGCAUUCCACAACGUACCGCCUUCUGUAUCAUUCGGUACAGUCGACUCGGAGUCGUAGAUUACUAUCAUUGUCUAAAAGUAACUUUGAAAAAGCAUAGUUCAUGAAAACUGCAAUGCUGAAAAAAAGAAAGGAACUGUGAAAAUAAAAUUAGGAAGACAGUUUAUUUUAAGGAGCAUGAUUUCCCCCAUAGGUAUAAAAAGAAAAGCUUUAUCACCAACUGGAGCAAGUGAUGAUUUUGUGGUCUUUUAUGGGUCCUAUUAAUACAAGUCACAUUCAGUAAGAAAGAUGUCAACUUGGUAGGUAGAAAAUUUUUUUUAAAAACCAGGUUAUUCCAAAACUAACAGGAUACAACAGCACACCAACAGGAAUAUAUUUUCCUCUAAGUCUUUACGUAUGUGGCAGCUUUUGAAACUCUGCAGCAUUAAACAGUGUGUAUACAAAUUGCAUGGACGCCUUGCAGAAUCUAAGAAAUCUGACAAGUGCUAACAAGGCCAACAGUCAAAGGGAUUACAUCUCCAGUUCCAAAAAGAAGCGUAUAUAUUCUAUCAUACCCAUAAAUAAUAUCUAUCAAAUGGUUUCCUUCCAAAUAUGAAAUUCUAUAACAACCUAUGGUUGAAGGAAUGCUCAGUUUCAUUUGCCAAUAAAUUGGUUUCUCAUAACUUGCAUCAAGUUUAAUUUUAAGUAAAGCUUUUUAUAUGUAGAUAUUUUGUUGAAUCUGUAAAUACACUUAAAGUGUAGAUGCUAUAUGCUUAUAGGUGUUACGUACAAAUAAACAUGCCAGCGAUGUUUAUGUUGUACUGUAUAAGGUGUUAGCUAAUUAAUACAGUGCAUGGGAUUGGAAAGCAUUUACUUAAAUGCCUUUUGGGUUUUUAUUUUCCCUUUUUGCUGUGAAACUGAAAGAGUGAACUAUUUUCCAUAUUGACAGCAGGUUUCUAGAAGAAAUCUUCAGAGCUUUGCCUAAGCACAGUUUGAAGUAAUCCCAGGUAAAGAUGGCCCUACCUAGUUUCAUAUCUCCAGUAUUCACUUUUCACAGAUCAACCUUUCUAGUGGAAAUCCAGAAAGACAAAACAGGCUGCCUUGCCAUCCGAGAGCACAAAGAUAAGUUACUUAAAAUUUGCCAGUGUGUGCAGGGACAAGAAAAGUACAGUUUUUCCUCUUCCAUAAUGGUAGAUGCUAAAUUUGUGCAUGAAGGGGUCAUUUCUGUACUUGUGCAACAGAGUUUGUAUUAAAAAUUAAAUGUGGUUUUAAAAGUCCCUCUCUCUUUUGUAAUAUAUCAUGUUCCUAGUGGAGUGUGAAUGUCCAAGUAAUGGUAUAUGUAACGGUACAGGCAGAUGUGACUGGAUUUCCGUCAAAAAAGUGACUAUUAAACAGUCGUGAUCUCUUUGUGAUUUUUAACUUCUUCAAACCUAGAUUUCCUAAUGUUUUAUUUUAUUUUAUUUUUUUAUUGGCCGUGCUGCGCGGCUUGCAGGAUCUUAGUUUUCCGACCAGGGAUCGAACCUGGGCCCCUGGCAGUGGAGUGCAGAGUCCUAACCACUGGACUGCCAGGGAAGUCCCUCCUAAUGUUUUAAAAUAGCACAAAUUUUGAUUUUUGCUUUUAAAAGGCAGAGGAAAUUAAAUGCAAAACUGGAUGCAAUAUAAGACAGAGCUAAUAAAAGAAGGGCAUAUCAAACAUUGUAAUGCAAAGGCGAAGUAGAUAUUACCAGCCUUCGGAGAAACAGUCUGAGAAGUCAGGUGCUGCUUCCUUUCCUGAAGCCUGACCUCUGCAGGCCUGUUCCCUGGUGCCUUCGGUCACCCUCUCUUCUGCCCUCCUGGACCUCCACUGUCCCCGGCCACGGCAACUGGAUUCCUUAACCUCUCCUGCUUGAUGACACAGUUUGGGCGUUGACAGGUAUCACUCCCGGGUGUGUCAUCCACCCCCUUCUCAACAGCCCAAUUCUUCUCAUGUCUCACACCUGUCCAGCUCUGCAAACAGCCAAGACCUGGCUUGUUCCUCUGUCCCUCCACCUGCCCUUGGUCCCCUGGUCCCAGCUUUCCAUCCACAAGACCUCCUGCUGGCACAGAGCUCCCUCUCGCUAUACAGUUACUUGGAUAACAACAUGAUAUAUACAUCAACGUAAGAUGCUAAUAGACCCUAUGUAGACCUUGUUAUUAGUCUUUUUACCAUGGAGAGCAUUCACUUCUGAGCAGCAAGUCAGGGUCUCCAGUCUACACCGUGAUCCAGAUUCACAAUCUACAUCCUCAGGCCACGUCAUCAGUCACAGCUCUGUUUAGCAACGGGGGCUGGCGAGCUGUAAAGCCUGACUACAAAAAGCACUGGUCUGUUGAUGCCUUCUUGUUCAGAUGAUUUAUAAUGGCCCUGGUUUUCUUUUUAUUUUUUUCAUAAAUUUCAAAUUUUAUUGAGGACCUACGAUGUGAAAAUCCUCCAAAAAAGUGUAAUUGAUAUUUCUGUAUUUUAAAGCGUAAUGAUUAAUUUUACUUUUAUAAUAUAAGUAAUUUUAGCAAACUUUUUUUAUCAUUCAGUUCCUUCAGAUCUGUAUUUAUAAAGUUGACUUUGCAGGGUGAAGAAGAAAUUAGACAAUUGAUAUAACCCAGUGUAACCUCGUUUACUUUUAAUGUCUGAUAAAAUAAUUGGAAAUAGCUCGUGGAGGCAAAGGAAAGAAAUGCAAAGAACUGAGAAGUCUCACCUGAACUGAGCAAAUCUCUCCGGCUCAUGAGAUUUUUCUACAAAUUACCACCAGAGGGCUCCCGUACUUUAUUCAAUGCAAAAGAAACUGCAGGAAAACGAAGCCUCUGGAGAAACAAUGCCAACCGCCUUUGAUAGUCAGACUGGGUCUGAUCAUGCAGAAAAUGAUUGCCUGCUGUAACCGGGGGAAAUGCAGCUUCCUCUGACGAGUUCACGACCUCCAGGGAGUACGCCUGUGUCACCUUGAGCCUUGUUAAUCUCCUCCCUCGUAUUGAUUGUGGCUGGGUGGCUGGCAGCCCAUCAGCAGGGGCAGAAGGAGGAGUAGGGGGCCUCCUGGCUCCCCCCAGAUACCCCCUCGCCUGCCAGGCGGUGGGGCUGAAGGAGGGGCGGGUCCCGAAAGUGGUCCCCCGUUUCUCCCGAUCGUGCCAUCUUGUCUGCCCCCAGCGGUUUGAUGUCUUGUGGUUGGUUAGCACAAGAAGCACAGUUUAAGCACAGACAGCUUUUCUUUUGCGCUUUAGAAAAAGCAGCAGAGGGAAAGAAUACUCGCAGAGGAUUUAUAUUAAAGAAACAAACAAGCAAACAGUUCCCAGGUGGAGGUGGAAAGAGACCAGCGUGUACCUUCCAGGUCUGCCAUCAACCAGCUGUGGAACUGUGUACAAGUGAGCCCCCCUCUCCCACCUCUCCAGGCCUCCGUUUCUUCAACUUUAAAAUGACAGAAAGCAGAUGACUUCUAACAUCCCUUUCUGCUUAAAUCCUGUGAUUCUCAGUCAUCGCCGCCGCCAAAAAAAAAAAAAAAUGUUUGAGCACCUACGACCACCAAGCAUUUUGCUGAGUGGGGAGGGUCCAGAUGAGCAAAACCAGAUGUGGGUCCUGCUCUCACGAUGCCUGGAGUCUGGUGUGAGAAGACAGACAUUAAUCAGAUAACCACCUGAAUGACUGUAAUUCCAAGAUAAGCGCUCCAAGGGGAAGGAACGCCGGUCCAUGAGAGCAAGUGAUGGAGGACGCUGACAUGUUCAGAGCGGUGGGAGGCUUCCCUGAGGAGCUGGGAGCCGGGGAACAGUAGGACCCAGGGGAGAUGGCAGGACAAAGCGGCUGCCCAGCAGAGGCCCGUGUGCCCAGAGCAGAUGCAGGGGCCAGAGGUCCUGAGCACCAAAGGAUAGGUUUUUGUAUUUAUUCAAGGGGCAGUGGAAAGAGGGGAGUAAUUGAAGGAGUUGAAGUAAAGCGUUAUAUGACCAGAUCUGUUUGGGGAGGAGGCGGAAUUCAUAGGAUUUAGUGCAGAGAAUGGGCUGGAAAAGAGCCAGAGAGGUUGAUAAAAGCCAGUGGGAAGCUUCACAGUAGUUUAGACAAGAGAUGAUAGAGGUUGGAUGCAGAUCAUAUCACUGGAGAUGGAGAGAAGCGGUGGAUUCUAAAGAUAUUUAGGAAGGAAACUGAUGGGAGUGAUACAUCAGAUAUGGGAGGUUGAGGGAAAGGGAGACAUCAAAGAUGGCACUGAGAUUUCUGACUUGUCUAACCAGACAUGAGGUUCACUUAGGUGGGAACAUGAGGAGAGAACCAGAUCUGGGGUAAGUUACGAGUUCAGGUUAAUAAAUGAGGAGUUUGACAAGCCUCUGAGACAUCCAAGUGGAAGUCACUAGUAGCAAUUGGAUAUAUGGGCUUAGUGCUCAAAAGAAACUUCUAAGGUGAUGAAUAGUGAUUGAAGCCAAGAGGCACAGGAUGAGAUUGCCUAGGGGGAAAAUAUAGACAAGAGAGCUGAGGAUUACCUCCUAUUAAGAAACUCCCUUAGGGAGUGGCAAGGAAGAGGCAGCUGGACCUCUAAAGGAGACCAGUAAACAGGAGCCAGAGAAGCUGGGAAGAAAUAAGGAGAGUGCAUUGUCUUGGAAACCAGUGACAGAGACCACUUCAAGAAGAGGGAAUGGUUUACAGUGUCACUUAAUGCCGAAAAGUCAAGCAAAAUCAUGAGCAGAAGAUUUUUGGAUUUGAAGAUAUGGAGGUCAUCUGAGACCUUAGGAAAAGCCGUUGGGUGGAGUGUAGUGACAGACUGAAGACAGCUGAGAAGUGAGUACAAAGUGAGGAAGUGGAGACAGUGAGAUUUGCCAUCACCUGCGUGGACAACCCAUCCACCCCCGGGCUCGCUCCUUCACAUCUGUGCCUCCCUAAUAAAUAAAAUCUAAGCCUCCCGCUCUCUGCCCACAACCUCCCCUCCAACCCACUGUCCCCUUAAGCUUAUUCCUUUUCUUUUUUUUCCCUCCCCUCCCCCUGUCUCACCCCUCCCCCUUCCCUCUCCCCACUGGGAACCACUAAUUUGUGAGUCUUUUUUUUUUUAUUUAAGUAAGUUUGUUGUAUUUUUUUCUCCAUCCCUUUUCCAGCAUGGAUUUUAUAGUCCAUUAUUUUUGAAACACUCCUGCUUUACCCCAAAGCCCUUUGCCCUGUGGAGGUAUCAUGUUCCUAAGGAUCAAUCUACUGUCUGCUUUCUCCCGCCUGCCCCUAGGAGCUGAGAAAUAGUAUAGGGGUCGGUGUCAUUAUAAAGUCAUAAAAUUUUCAAACGGUUCUACUCUCCGCACGGCCCUGCUUAUUUUUCUCAGGUGAAUUUACAUUCUCACACUCAGCAAUGGCUCUUUCAAAUCUUCUCUACUCUCCUCAAACAUUCAGCCCUGACCCCUCUCCCCACACAGCCUCACAACACAUCAGACUCUACAAAAUGACCUUAUAUCACAAUUCACUACAGAAAGAAAAAAAAAAGAGAUGGGAAUUCCCUCAUCUUCCUGCUAGCAAACCACAAUGCCUGCUGCAAUACGCCUCCCGUUAAAAUAGGGGAUCAGUCCUUCUACCUGCAUCUGGGAACUUCUCCUCCUUGGUGGAUUCUUACCCAUCUUAGCCCUUCUUCUGCUCAACGGGACUGUCUAUUGACAUUUAAACACCAGGUCUCUCCCUUCGAAAACUAACAGACCGUCAAAACCUGAUUCCCCACCCCAUUCACUCCCUUCCAUUAUCAUUUUCUCUCCUCCACUUCACGGUCAAAAAGGUUGAAAAAGUUGAACUAAUCCCAGGAAAAGUAAACGAUGAUAAUCACAAAAGCUACUAUUCGCCAGACAGUGUAUUCUUUGUUCUUCCUGUAGCCAUCAAACCUCUCCAGUCUCAUUCAGUGUGUCCUAUAGACACUGUCUUGCUUCAGCUGUAACUCUUUAGCAAUUAUCUCAGUGAAUGACUCAGCAAACUUUUUUUAAUCAACAAACUUUGCGCAUGUGUGUGUGCAUGUGCACGCAGGCUCAGCCUGCAUAUUGGACUCACCUGGGAGCUUUAAAAGUCCUUAUGCCUGCCUAUUCCCCCCCCCCCCCCAUCGUGUCUCUGUUCUAAUUGUCUGAGAGGUAGCUUGGCAUCAGGGUUUUUCAAAGCUCCCCAGAUGAUUCUAAUGUGCAGCCAAGACUGAAACCAGCGUGGAGAAACAACAGGUUUCCACACACUUGUGUGUGCACUUAAAAUAUUUAAUGAACAGUGUUUUGAAUAUAUUUCUUCAUACAGGUUGAUCUCAAAUUCUCUUGUAUUCCUCCCAUGAAAAACAACAAUAUAUGUAGGGAAAAUGGACCCCGCAUUGUUGGUGGGAUUAUAAAAUGGUUCAGCCACUUUGAAAAACAGUUUGGCCAUUUCUUAAAAUGUUACAUAUAAAUUUACCUUACGACCCAGAAAUUCCACUCCUGAUAUAUACCGAAAAGAAAUGAAAAAAUCGUCCAUGCAAAGACUUGUAUGCAACAGUUCACAGCAUUCAUCAUAAUAGCCAAAGAAUAACCCAGACGUCCAUGAACUGAUGAAUGCAUAAACACAAUGUGGUCUAUCUGUGCAAUUAAACAAUAAAUCCAUACAAUUAAAUGGAAUAUUAUUUGGUAAUUUUUUAAAGUACUAAUACCUGCAACAACAUAGAGGACCCUCUGUAACAUUAUGCUAAAUUAAGAAGCCAGACACAAAAGACUUCAUACUAUGUGAUUCCAUUUACUGAAAUGUCCAAAAAAGCAAAACUACAAAGAAAGAAAGUAGAUUAACGUUUGUCUGGGAAUGGGAACGGGGAUUACUGUAAAUUGGCAGGAGGGAUUUUACUGGAGUGAUGGAAAUGUUCUAAAACUGGAUCAGUGUUGAUGAUGUCACCAUUUGAUAAAUUUACUAAAAGUCAUUGAAUUGUAUACUUAAAACAAGUGAAUU